CCAAUCAAUAUUGUGCAACGAGCAUGAUGCGAGAGGAAACCGAUGCGUGGUAUGCACAGCCAAAGAUCGAAGUCAAUCGACUAAAAGAGAAAACCUUCCCGUCUGGUGCUCUGUACCUUUCCCAGUGCCACGCUGUCGCCUGGUACCACGCAGGCAGCGCGCAAGUAUCAUGAUGUGACGAAGACGUGCGAUGUCUGAAUUUCUGUAUAUAUUCUAGCAUAGCUCUACCGCACUACGCUGCUUGAUACUUUGAUACAUGCACCUUCAGCUUCCAGAAGUCACUUUUACAGAUAGAGAAACUAUACCGACGUUUCCUACAUACACAGCAAGUUCUCGAGAUGAAGUGCCCGUUCUGUUUCAUUGUCUUUAUCGCCUUCGUCACAGCCAAAGAUAUCCGAGACGAGACACCAUCUGAACUUGACAACGAGGAUCCAUACGCUACGUCACUUUUGUACUCGGUCCCCGCUCUGUUACCGGUCUAUCCUGAGCCGUCUUCCGAUGUUAUCGCUCCCAGUGCAAUGCCCAGCGACGUCAGCUCUGAUGAUGGGUGCUCCACGGCCCUCAUCACUAUCACGACUACUCGUGCCGUCUCCGUCGUCACGCAAAUCCCUUCCAGCCUUCUCACUGUUACUGGCAUUGUCGAACUAAGCUCUUUCAUGCCGUCUCAGCCGCUGCCUCCGACAACCGCAACUGGCGUCAUCGAGACCAGCAGCUGGAUCGUUCCUCAGCUACCGAGCACGGCCGUCACGGUCAUCGUUCCGGGUAGCAGUGCCGUCGAUGAGGAGAGUAGUGUUGUGCUCUCGCAAAUCCCCUAUCCUACUGCUAGUGACAAGCCACUCAGCACUACUAGCGUAGGAACAACCUCUUCUAAAUCCCCAGGUCUACCGGUGUUUACUGAUGCUGCUGAUGCGAUUAGGGUACCAGUUGUUGUUGCUGGUAUUAUCGGGUGGGUUGCUUUGGUGAUGUAGGCGCGAGUACAUAUGAUUGUUGCAGUGUGAAAGAAGAGGCAGGUAGCAAUGUCACAUGUCGAAUUUGGUUCUACCAAAAGCCUGAUUUAAGGAGCGUGUUCGCGUUGCUCUGCUAGAUUACUCUCGUCCAUUUUGCUCACCAACAGCCAUUGAUGGCACGCUCGAAUUGCUGACUCUCGACACUCGCCGCCAAGACGACUUGAAUGCCGGUUUCACGAUGCCUUUCUAUGCCUGCCAGUUGCCAUCCUGAGCCUGAAGAGCACGAGCAA
Messenger RNA from Alternaria alternata, 1237 nucleotides. RefSeq lists its product as hypothetical. Bases 339 to 968 code for a protein of 209 amino acids. The record is from RefSeq and is a predicted model, not a curated record. NCBI's taxonomy places the organism in Eukaryota, Fungi, Ascomycota, Dothideomycetes, Pleosporales, Pleosporaceae. The transcript is spliced from 3 exons.